Messenger RNA from Hemiscyllium ocellatum (epaulette shark), 4012 nucleotides. RefSeq names its product rho GTPase-activating protein 11A-like. The record is from RefSeq and is a predicted model, not a curated record. Bases 104 to 3358 code for a protein of 1084 amino acids. Gene Ontology annotation, biological process: signal transduction. NCBI's taxonomy places the organism in Eukaryota, Metazoa, Chordata, Chondrichthyes, Orectolobiformes, Hemiscylliidae. The transcript has 13 exons.
AGCGAGGUGGUCGGGAAGGGUAAGAGGGGGUUGAGGAGAUAAAGGACUGAAUCGGCCUGAGUCGGGGCUACUGAUCCUUUGCUCAGUUUUCUCCGGCGCCGACAUGAAGGCCGACAGGAAUGUGCUGCGGCUGGCCGCCGUGCAGCAACUUCGAACUUACGGCAUCAAAGUGAAAAACUGGAACAGGAUCAACGGCAACAACCGGGCACAAGGCCGGGAUCACGGCCGGGACAAGACUAUCAUAUGCAAUGCAGUGUUUGGCACCCCUCUGCAUGUUCUGCCACAAAGCACUGUCGUUGAACAUGCCACCAUUCCUCAAUUUCUAGUUGAUGCUUGUAACUAUUUAGAAAAGCAUAUUCACACAGAAGGGCUCUUCAGAAAAUCAGGAUCAGUGAUUCGCCUUAAAGCUUUAAAGGCUAAAGUGGAUCAAGGUGAAAAAUGUAUUACUAUGGCUCCCCCUUGUGAUGUGGCAGGGCUGGUGAAACAGUUUUUCAGGGAGCUACCUGAGCCUGUGCUCCCAAGGGAAUUGCAUGAAGCCUUCUUCAAAGCACAGCAACUGCAAAAUGAUGAAAGCAUUUCUGCCACAAUUCUUCUAUCUUGUUUGCUGCCUGAGAGAACUGCAGAUACACUGCGCUACUUCCUGACAUUUCUUAAUAAUGUGUCACUUAGGUCAGAAGAGAACAAAAUGGAUGCCAGUAAUCUUGCUGUAGUAUUUGCACCAAAUUUGUUUCAUUCUGGUGAAGGAAAUGAAAAGUCAACUGCAAUAACAGAGAGACGGCUCCAGCUUCAAGCUGCAACUGUGCAUAAACUAAUUGAAAAUUGUGAACAAAUUGGCCGUGUUCCAGAGUUUGUUUUGGAAAAAGUUCCAGGAAUGAUUGGUGUUUCUGGAGAAUCUACCACUCCUUCAUUAGAACAUUUGGAGGAUGUCAAUGGCUCAACAGUAGAGGGUUGCAAGAGGCGAAGGCGACGUAGUGUUGGAGAUAUAGUUAGCGGGGCAUUAAGUAAACUUAAAGCAAAUCGAACACCUUCUGCUACUCCUCAACUUGACUUAUCUGCAACAUCUUCAGGAACUCCAAUAAUGACAACUCCAACAUGGAAACGGAAAAUGCUAGCAGAUUCUUCACAGAGCCUUGGGUUUUCAAACAAAAAGCGGCGUUCGAUAAGACAUAAUAUAGCUAUGGAACUGUUGCCCAGCAGUUUUCUCAGUCAGAAUUCUACACCAUCGUCAGAUGGCAUCAAGAAGGAUGAUGGUAGUCCUCAAGUGUCUCUAGAAUCAUUACAAGGUCCUCUGUCCUUCUCUGCUGGAAGUGUUAUGCUUCAGUCAACUACAUCAAUAAAUCGACGGAAAAGUAAACGGCUAGAAAACAAAGUGGAGAGGAUGGAAUCUGGAAAAGCUAGUUGCUUUUCUCCCAAGCUUAGCCGAAAAAGAAUGGUCCGCAAGUCCUUACGUUUAAGAUUUAGCCUUGGAAAAAACAAAGACUUAAAUACUUUAUCCUCUAGAGGCCCAGCUCCAAAUGGAUCAGAAAAUAUUGGUUGGCGUCUUGCAAAUCAGUGUGAUGUUCACGACUACAGAUGGUUCUCAGCAGAAGAUCUCCCAUCAACCCCAGUCAUAAAACACAGAGAUACAAGAGACUUAAAGUGCAUUAGUAAAUCCGAAGAAAAUCUUCUCUCUCCGUGCAAUAAAGAUAUCCAUCGAAUGUCUUGGAAUGGUGCCAGUCCCACUGGGUCCCAAGUAAUUUGUAGCCAUCCUGAUGUGGGAGCCCCGUUAGAGUGUUACCUAAAUUCCAGAACUUCUCAAUCAGAACCUGCGCUAGUCAUUGGGAAACCACCCACCAUACCAGGAGAUUUCCGGAACCAGUGCGCAGUUCACAAAAGUGACAGCCGAAAGAGCAGAACUUCUGAAAGUGAAGAUGCAAACAUUGUGACUGGAGAAACAGUAUUGAAAAUUGAAAGGGCAUUUUCUGAAUCUGGUAGUGACCUGGGUUCACUUGCUGGAGACCGUCAACCUUCCACUGUGAAAAACCUGUGUAACAAUGACUUGCUUCUCCAACAGACUAAAAAUGUGGCUGCCCCUCUGAAGCCUGAUAGUACAUAUGAAGAUGCAUCAGAUUCAAAAUGUUCAUGUCCUGAAUUGCCAGCCAAACCUGUUUCUGAAAUAAAACUUCAAAAUCUCAAAAUAGAUUCCAGCUCAACUGAUAUGAACAUGACAUUUAGCAUGAGCAGUAAUCUAAACUGCAUUAAUAUUUUAGAUCAGCAAGACACGUGUGAAACUGCAGUCCUAAAAGAGAAAAGCACGUGUUUUCCUUCUCUAGAUGAUCACAGUGGUGUAAACAAAACCCAGCCACUAUUUAAAUCUGUUGCAGUAUUUUCAUUUACAGCACAGUCAUCUGCUGAUAAGAUGCCAUUGAAUUAUGAAGUGUUGAAAGAGCAAGUUGAAAAUGGUAUUUCUGCAGAAAAUUUAAACGUGCCACAUUCUACAGACACAUUAGUUGAUAGUAAUCAUCCCUCUGAAUUGCACCAGUCUUUGCACUUGCCUAACGAAUUAGAACCUACUUUGACUAAAAGUGGUAGCAAUUUACUGGCUACAGAUGGAACUCCGGCUUUGGAAUUCCCUUCGAAGAGGCUUACUUUGGAUGCCCCUUUGAGGAAAGUUUCAGAACAAGUUCUGAAGACCUCUGAAUGUGGUCAUCGCAAAGUGAUUGAACAUAUUCAGUGGUUCAAUAGUCUUUCAUUAAAUGACCAGACUCCAAAAUACAAAACUGUUCAACCACCUUUAUCAUUCAAACAUACUCCUGUUCGACACUCUAUUAGGAGGAUGAAUUCAUUAUUGUAUGGAAAUGACAAAUCAAUAGUGACUAGGACCCGAUCAUGUAAAACUGCAGUUGGCUCUCCAUUAGUUAAAUCAGUAAGUCAUGAAAGUGUUCUGCCGUUUAAUUCAAAUUCAUCUUCAUUUGUGCAAAAUGCAAAUGUUAAGCAAAGUAAACAAAGUGAUGUGCAUCAAAAUAAUUUGUCUGUUGAAGGAUUUUGCAAAACCAAAGCAGCCAGCCAAACACAACAUUCUGUAGUUUUUAAACAAGAUCGCUUAGCUAGUCAGCAGAAGAAUUCUUUAGAUCGGAGUAUUAACCAGUCAGUUUUUGGAGAUUUGACUAAUGGAAACAUGUCAAGAAUGCAUCAAGUUGAAGGUGUACUGCCAAAGCGUAAUGUAGUUAUUGAGAAUAUGUCUUGUGUAACUCCAGAGAAAUCUAUCUGUAAUUCCAUGUUGCAUAAAGUUUCAGAAAAGGAAAGACAUCGUUACAGAGGUUCACCGAAGUGUCCAAUAUCAUCAGGAAAACUCACAACCAAACCUAUCGACCUAUAAAUAUUUAUCAUUAAUCUGUUAUCAUUCCACAUUGCUGCUGUUUUGAUGCAUCCAAUUGCACAAGUUGAGCUCUUAAAGUUGGCUUCAACUUUGAUAUUCAGGUUAUAAUUACUUGAAAUGCUGGAAUUUGAUUUUAAAAAAUUAAGUAACUAUUAACAAACGCAUAAGAACAAUUUUUGUACCUAUGCAUUUUUACUAGUAUCUAUUUGUGUGCUUUGCUGUAGUGUAGAUCAACUGUAGAAAGCUGUGUCCUGCUCUUUGCUUUGAGUGGUAUUAGGUAAUUUUUGUUUCAAUUCACUGCUGAGUAAGUCUCCAUUGAGUUCAUUAUCAUUAAACUGAGUGAAGAAUUGAAGAUGAAAGAAUUAAACGUCUGUUUGGCAGUUAAAUGUAAAGAUUUUAAAGUAAUCAAUGUAAAAUUUCACCUGCUUCCCAUGAGUGUCCGUGUUUAGAGCAGGUUGACUAUGCAGGCUAAUUUUAUUGUGUUUAUUCUAUUUAACAAGAUUUCUCACUGUACAUUGAAAUCACUUCCUCUAUCAGAAAUUCCCAUUAAGCACCUUUAGUUGUUUUACGGUUUUAUACAGUAUGUUGUACUGUAGUUUUAUAUUUUAAAAUUAACAGGAAUGUUUUGGCUGUACUCUCUACUUUUAUUAUGAA